Plasmodium fragile is the source of this 801-nucleotide messenger RNA. RefSeq lists its product as uncharacterized. The annotation marks the transcript as partial. The transcript is spliced from 2 exons. Lineage: Eukaryota; Apicomplexa; Aconoidasida; Haemosporida; Plasmodiidae. The record is from RefSeq and is a predicted model, not a curated record.
CACAGGAUAAGAGCAAGGACAAGGAAAAGGACAAGGCGGCGGAAGGAAGUCAUGGGGACAACACAGAAGAGAAGGAGCCAGAGUCAGCCGUACAGACGUCACCACCCACAACAGGUGGCAUAGGGGGCGGAGGACUUGGACGCGCAGAGACUCCACAAGAUGUUGCACCACCAGUAUUGCCCCAACCACCGGUAGAAAAACCAGGACCAACGACAUCCACAGGACCGGGCGCAAGUAACGGACCAGGACCUGGACAACAACCCCCACCGCCACUAGCACCAGGUCCCGGAUCCUCCGGAACGGUAUAUCAGAAUACAGGAAGCACGUCAGGUACGCCUGAGGAUGACAUCACGCAGACGCCGCCAUCGGGUAAGUGCACUAACACAGCAGGGCAUGCAAGUACUGAUAAGGACGGAAACGUCGGUAGUGUCCAAAUUACUUUCAGCAGUAACAUACCAUCAUCUGAAUGUUCAGAUAAGAAGCCUAAAGCUAAGGAUGUAGAAACUAGUGAGGAUAAGUCAGCGUCAGGGCCACCAGCAGAACCAGCAGCAGCAGGGGGAUCUGAACCACAACCACCACCAACAACCACAACAACAGGAACAGAAACAACAUCAAACGCAACACCAGGGGCCGGUAACACCGUGCCCGCCGUCGAUGGCGGCGGCAACGAUGACCACCCUCCUCUCAAUCCACCCAAACCAAAACCGAACCCGAACCCAAAUCAACCGGGGUCGAGCGGCGACCACGGUAGCGCAAGUACUCAAGCGGAAGGUACUGAACCGGGUGCAGCAGGUGGCGAAG